AUGGAGAUGUCCUCUGUGUGUCUCUACAAUGGGUGCACUCCCUGGCAGGGGCUUCUGCUCACAGCCUCUCUUUUAACCUGCUGGCACCUCUCUGCCACAGCCCACGUCACCAUUGAAUCUGUCCCACCCCAAGUGGUUGAAGGAGAAAAUGUCCUUUUCCUUGUCCACAAUCUACCAGAUGAUGUUCUAAACUUGGCUUGGGCCAAAGGGGUGAAUACUAUGCAUCUUGGAAUUGGAACAUAUUUGCAGAGUGAAAAUUUAAGUGUGCCAGGUACUGAAAGCACUGGUAGAGAAUCAGUGUACAGUAACGGAUCCCUGCUGCUCAGAAAUGUGACAAAGAAGGACACAGGAUUCUAUACCCUAAGAGUCUUCAAUAGUCGUGUGUCUAUUGUGUCAACAACAACCAUUUACCUUCAUGUGCACACUGUAUUUUGGACUUGUGGGAGCCAUGCCUCCUCUUCCAAGCCCACUAUUGAAUCAGUGCCACCCUGUGUUGCUGAAGGGGGAAGUGCUCUUCUACGUGUUCGCAAUCCCCCGGAGAAUAUUGUAAGCUUUGUCUGGUUUAAAUGGAUGACCGCAUUGAAGGAACUGGAGGUUGCCCGAUACAUCAUAGACAGAAAAUCAACUCUGUGGGGGCCUGCAUACAGUGGCAGAGAGACAUUGUACAGUGAUGGAUCCCUGCUGCUUCAUGGUGUCACUCAGAAAGACGUUGGAUGGUACACUCUACAAAUUGUGAGAACAGAUACAAAACGCGAAGAAGCAAAAGUGCAGCUCCACGUGGACACUUCCCUUUCUCUGUACUGCAACCUUCUCAGUUCUUCCAAAUUCAUGAUCCAACCAGUGCCUCUGUAUGCUGCUGAAGGGGAAAGUGUGCUUCUCCAAGUUCAUAAUCUUCCAGAAGAUCUGCAAGGCUUUUCCUGGUACAAAUCAAAGUAUAGGAAACCGAUCCUGAAUACAGACCUCACUGAGGAAGAUGCAGGAAUCUAUACAUUCGCAGUUCUAAACAAAGAUUCCACAAUUGAAAAAGCAUAUGUGAAAUUUUAUGUAAAGAAGCCUGUGGCACAGCCCUUUGUGCAAAUCACUGACACCACAAUCGCAGGACAUAGAUCUGCGAUCUUCACCUGCAUUUCACCCGACACCGAUGUCUCCAUCCGUUGGAUCUUCAAUAACCAGAGUCUGAAUCACUUAGAGAGGAUGACUCUGUCCCCGACAAAGUGUGGACUCAUGAUAGCUCCUGUCAGGAGAGAGGAUGCUGGAGAGUAUCAGUACAAUCUGAUUAUAUCCCUUUCAGAUAAGUAUUUGUAUCCAGGGUCAAACCUUAAUGUCUUCUGCAGUGUUGCCUCUCACCCACCUGCACAGUACUCUUGCCUUAUCAAUGGAGAGCUCUAG
Messenger RNA from Cricetulus griseus (Chinese hamster), 1389 nucleotides. NCBI's taxonomy places the organism in Eukaryota, Metazoa, Chordata, Mammalia, Rodentia, Cricetidae. The record is from RefSeq and is a predicted model, not a curated record.